GCGUGGUCAGGACGAUCCCGAAGCCGAUGUGCAGGAAUCCCGUCAUGAUCUGGAUGGUCUGCAGGACCGGGAUGGACGGGAAUGAGGUCAACUCACCACCGCCCCCCUUCCUCCAGUGCCGCGCCGGCCGCGGGGGCGCCUUGAUCCCACAGCGUCCCCCGAGGGAUCGGCGGGAGGACGGGAAUCCCCCGGGAACGGGCUCCAGGCCGUGUUUACAGGAGCUCAGAAAGAAAGGGGAAAAAAAUAAAAAGAGAGAAAGGAAAAAAAAAAAAGCCCCGGCGCGAAUUCCUGGAAGAAUAAAUCCAUCAAGGGCCAUUAGGCUCCUGCGGCUCCUCCCGGCGGAGCGGGCUCUGGAGGAGUCACCCCACGCCCCCAGCCCUCCCGCUGGCACGGACCUGGCUGCCGGAGAGGUUUGGGAAGAGGAGAGCGUCCAGCUGGAAGCGGAGGGAGUGGUUUCCACGCCGCGGGAGGAAGCGGGAGCAGCCGAGCUGCCCAUCCAGCAGGCACCUGCCAGGGUGGUCCCACAGCCCAGGAGCGGGUGCUCCAGCCGGAAUCCAUCCCUGUCAGCACUGGUCACUCCACAUCCAGAGCCCAGGAUCAGCUCCCCAGCGGCCACACGGCUCCCCAGGACACGGAGCGGGACCGUCACCGAGAGCCACGAGGGGCCACACGUGACAGGAUCUGCAGGAGUAUCUGAACUGCCAAGACAAACUUCCUCCUGAAAUUUGACAGCCAGCUUGGGAAAGCUCCCUGGAGAUGGGGGAAUUCCAGAUCCCUUUGCUGCUGGAGGAUCUUCUCCGACACCGAGCCCGGGGUGUUCCCGGUUGGCACCACUGCAGCAUCCUGGGAUCCCUGGAUUGGGCACUGGUGGCUCCAGGAGUCUUCCUGCUGUGCCACUUCUUCCUGGGAACUCUUCACUGCAGUGGGCUGGGCUCCCAGUUUGACUUCCAGGUUCUUCCUGGCCACGUGCAUCCUCAGGGACAAGCGUGUUCUGCUGAUUCCUGCUGCUCCGAGGGAGCAGGGAGAGCUGUCCACAGAGUCUUCUCCGUCUGGAGCCCGCCAGGAAUCGCUCAGGCUCUUGGAGAGGGGGAGGCUUUCGGAAGGAGUGAGGCUGCCAGAGGAAUGGAGGCUCUCCGAGGGCAGGGGUGACCCUUCCUGCCGUUCCACCCUCUCCUGGGAACACAUGAGGCUUCCAGAGAAACGGAGGCUCUUGGGGGGCUGGGAUGACCCUUCCUGCCGUUCCACCUGCUCCUGGGAGCGCACCACUGGCAUGGGCCAGGCUCCCAUUUUGACUUCCAGGCUUUUCCUGGCCACAUGCACCCUCAGGGAUGAGCUGGCCUUGCUCAUUCCCGCGUCUCCCAGGGAGUAGGGAGAGCUGUCCACGGCAUCUUUCCCAUCUGGAAUCCAGCAGGAAUCACCGAAGCAGCAGUACAGGUGGCCUCGCUCCACCAGCUUCUCCAGGUCCUCCCACAGCACCUGCCACGCCAGAGAAACCCUUGGGAAGGAUAUCCCAUUCCCAGCAUACACAGACACCAGCAGAUCCUGCAGCUCCUGGGCCGCUGUGGCACAGGGGGAGCAGCCGGGGCCGCAUCCACACGGGAUGGAGCCCAUGGGAGCCUCUGGAAAAGCGGGAGCCAUGGGGGAACUGGAAGCAGCUAGAGCCACUCGGCUGCUCCGGGAGCCCAGCAGGACGCCGCUCAUGGCUCCCCCCAUCCCGUUGGGAUCGCACCUAUCCCAUAUCCCUGGGAGCUGGGUGGGGGUGGCUCCCAGUGUUGCCUGGCGACGGCAUGCUGAUGUCACAGCCCUGCUUGUGAUGUCACAGCCCCAGGUCACCCCAGGGCUCGGGUGGGGGGAGAAAGGGGCUUCUAGUGGGCAAUGGAGGCCCCUGUGGAGCAGAAGAGGUGAAAGAUUCCCAGCCAAACAGGACACAGAGAUGAUGAUGAGGAGGAGGAGGAUGGUGUCACCUCCUGGAAAACAUGGAUUAUCGUGGAAAACAUGGAUUGUCCCAUAGGACACUGUGGAGUCCUUGAGGAGGGCAAGCCCCGCUCGGCAGCCACCAAACCAUCCCUGUGUGAUCCACAGCAUUUCCAUCCCGAGUUCCUGAAUCCGAACCCAGCUACCAGGAAUAAAAUGGAACCUUAUCC
This is a messenger RNA of Neopelma chrysocephalum (saffron-crested tyrant-manakin), 2144 nucleotides long. Its product is annotated as la-related protein 1-like. The transcript has 5 exons. NCBI's taxonomy places the organism in Eukaryota, Metazoa, Chordata, Aves, Passeriformes, Pipridae. Bases 27 to 722 code for a protein of 231 amino acids. The record is from RefSeq and is a predicted model, not a curated record.